Messenger RNA from Mobula hypostoma (lesser devil ray), 1593 nucleotides. RefSeq names its product transcription factor AP-2 beta (gene tfap2b). Gene Ontology annotation, cellular component: nucleus. Gene Ontology annotation, molecular function: DNA-binding transcription factor activity, RNA polymerase II-specific; RNA polymerase II transcription regulatory region sequence-specific DNA binding. Gene Ontology annotation, biological process: regulation of transcription by RNA polymerase II; anatomical structure development; regulation of cell population proliferation. The transcript has 7 exons. The coding region runs from base 1 to 1368 and encodes 455 amino acids. NCBI's taxonomy places the organism in Eukaryota, Metazoa, Chordata, Chondrichthyes, Myliobatiformes, Myliobatidae. The record is from RefSeq and is a predicted model, not a curated record.
AUGCACUCAUCUUGUAAAGACCAGACUGCAAACAUGCUCUGGAAACUCGUGGAAAACGUCAAAUACGAAGACAUCUACGAGGACCGACACGAUGGAGUUAACAGUCACAGUUCGAGGCUGUCCCAACUCGGGUCGGUCUCCCAGGGACACUAUUCAACUGCUCCACCGCUUUCUCACACCCCGACGUCGGACUUUCAACCGCCAUACUUCCCUCCUCCGUACCAACCUCUCCCAUACCACCAGAGCCAGGAUCCGUACACGCACGUCAACGACCCUUACUCCCUGAACGCUCUUCACCAACCUCAGCAACACCCCUGGCAGCAAAGACAGCGGCAAGACGUGGGUGCCGAGCCCAGUCUACUACACCAGCCCCGGGUCUUGCCCCAGAUCACAGGGCUGGACCCUCGCCGGGAUUACCCCGGCGUGCGGCGGCCAGACGUUCUCGUCCAUUCUGCUCAUGGACUGGAGUCGGGGAUGGGAGAUAGUCUGUCUCUGCACAGUAUCAGCCACCAAGGCAUGGAAGACAUCCAGGCUUUGGAUGACACGGCUACGACUGGCAUGAGUUUAUUGGACCAAUCCGUCAUUAAAAAGGUCCCACUCCCUCAGAAGAAUAUCACAUCCUUGAUGAUGAACAAAGACAAUCUGCUCGGUGGAAUUGCUAACCACAACGAGGUGUUCUGCUCGGUGCCGGGGCGCUUGUCCCUUCUCAGUUCCACGUCCAAGUACAAGGUGACUGUGGGGGAAGUCCAAAGGCGCCUUUCCCCACCAGAAUGCCUGAACGCGUCAUUGUUGGGGGGAGUGCUGAGAAGAGCCAAAUCGAAAAAUGGUGGAAGGUCGUUAAGAGAAAAGCUUGAGAAGAUCGGAUUAAAUUUACCCGCAGGCAGGCGUAAAGCAGCGAACGUCACUUUACUAACCUCACUGGUAGAAGGCGAGGCCGUGCAUUUAGCCCGGGACUUUGGGUAUAUUUGUGAGACGGAAUUCCCCGCCAAAGCGGCCGCUGACUACCUGAACAGGCAACACGCUGAUCCCAACGAGCUGCACUCCAGAAAGAACAUGAUACUGGCCACAAAGCAACUUUGCAAAGAAUUCACAGAUCUGCUGGCGCAGGAUAGAAGUCCUUUGGGGAACACCAGGCCCAACCCAAUACUGGACCCAGGCAUCCAAAGCUGUUUGACUCACUUUAGCCUCAUUACGCAUGGUUUUGGCUCUCCUGCCAUUUGCGCGGCUCUCACGGCUGUCCAGAACUACCUGACGGAGGCAUUAAAGGGACUGGACAAGAUGUUCUUAAACAACAACCCAAAUAGACACACAUCUGGAGGGGAGGCGGGCACCAAAACUGGAGACAAGGAGGAAAAGAACAGGAAAUGAGAAACAUGCCUCCAAACUUUUUAUUUUGUGUAGCUUUAUAUAAAAAGAAUCUUCUAUUGACUUGGAAACAACGACGCACACAUAAAGGAGCAACACUGGGUCAACUGUUUGCAACCAAUGCGGACCUGGAUGCAAGGCUUCAAGAGCAUUUUUAUUGGUAUUUUUCCAGUUUUUCGACACUAUAACUUCCAUUUUAUGUCAGAAUGGCAGGUGAUUUCAAGAUCC